AUGCCGUUGGAGGGAUGCGAAGGUCGGGAUUCCACGAAAAUGCGUGACCGCGAGAUCGUCGAGGAGUUGCGGAGGUUCUCUGAUGUCCUUAGCUGCGCCGUGCGGGGCACCGCGAACACGGACGUCUGGGAGGAGCGGCUGGAGGCGCUGCGACAGCUUUCCAAACUUGCCCGCGGCGACAUCUCCAAGACUCGCGGAUUUCUUUCGCUGAUGGGCAUGUGCGUGAAAGUUCCGUUGCAACGCCACCUUGAGGAGGUGCGGACUGUGUUGAGCACUGAGGCAUGUGCCGUGGUGGUUGCGUUCGCGGAACAUUCAAGCAACCGCGCUGCCUGGCGAGCUGCGAGUGAGUGGUUUAUUCCCUCCUUGCUGCAGCUGACGACGCGCACCAACCGUGUCUUGCUGUUGUCCGCGGUAGAGACUUUAGAGACGCUCGCAAGGACGAAUAGUUUUGGGCCCGCGGCUUUCGCGGAACUUCUUCGCGGCUGUACUGCCCGUCACGCGGCAACGCGGCGGAACGCCCUUGCUGUGCUCCAGAUCGUCAUGCAGCAAGGCCAGAACGACGACGACGAUGUUCCGCUUUCAAAGUCUAUUGAUGCCAUUUGCAGGGUGCUGCGGGUUGCAUUGGCAGACGCUGAUGCCGAGACACGACGACGUGCCCGAUUGUGUUUCUGGACCUUUCACGCAAGCGAGCCAGAGGCGGCGGAGCGGCUCUACAAGGGGAUGGAAAACCCGGUGAAGCGGUCACUGGCCCGCAAAAUGAGCCCGCGCAGGGCAAAGAAGAAGGGCGGUGCGGUCGUCGAGAGCACACCGGUUGCCGUCGCACAAACAACGAAUGCAGCAGACGGAGGUGCGGAGGCCGCGAAGAGGUCGCCGUUGCCGCCGCAGACUUCUCCCGCUGCAACCAGGCGGCACGGCGGCCCCGCUCUGACGACGCCGGAUGCGGGAAAGGCGGUGACGGAAGACGUGGCAGAGAGUUGGGCGUUAGUGCACGAUGCGCUGCGAAGCACGUUGUGGUCUGAGCGCCUCUUGGGCCUCCGACGCCUCUCAGAGGGCUUUCCCCGCUUCCGGCAAAAAGCGGAGUGCGUGAGGCUGCUGAUUCCGCGCCUAAACGACCCCAACUCUCGCGUGGCGCAAAUGGCACUUGAGGCGUUGCAGGUGGUGAUGCGUGGCUUUCCCGCCCUACUGAAGGAGGCUCUGCCGGAGGUGGUGACCGCGCUGCUUGUCAACGUGAGUGGGAACAAGAAGGCGUUGUUGACCGCCUCGCGGGAGCAUCUUGCCAGCAUCAUCCAGUUGAGUGCCGUGGAUGACGUGGCGCGCGCUAUUUACCGCACACUUGGCGACGUGGUAGGCCCGAGGGUGAAGGUGCACGCCGUGGAAUACGCUCAGUACCUCUAUGAGCAACAUGCGGCCCACUUUGAACAGUCCUCGCCAAUGACUCUGGCCAUGACGCAUCUGUUGCAGUGCCUAAGCAGCGAUAAGAAGGGCGGUGAUGUAUACAGGGCUGUCAUUUCGGCUCUCGCUGCGCUGUAUGCCUCGACGGAGGCAAAUUUUCUACGAACGCUGCUUCAGUUCUCACCAAGCGAGCGCGAUGCCCUUGUUGAGGCGUUAGAGCCCGCUGUUCCGCACCUCGCACAGGAGUGCCGGCGUCGCGUGAUGGGCGAGAGGCCGCUGCAGCACGCCCCUCUGCACAUUCGCUCUCCGUUUGCAGAGAAACUUAGACACGCCAGUGACACGACCCCAAACACUGGUUCAGGGAAUGCGCGACGGCGGGCGGCGCGACGCGCCCCUUCUGCUUCUCCUCCUGCCAAAAAGGAGGUGGAUGACAGACAGUCCCGUGGCAUUACACCUGUCAAGGAGCAGACGAAUGGUGGGUUGGAUCCAACGCAAGAGGCCAACCGCGAAGGGUUGGCUCCGGUGCCCUCAGCAGCCUUGCAACGGUCCCCGUGCCAUGAGUCAUUGCUGGGCACGCGGAAUUCCACUCACCGUGGUCCAGCUGCAUCUGUGGAGCUGCCCUUCUCUUGUCAAGCUGCUUGUGCAAGCGAUGACCCGAGUGAUCUUCUUCUUUGCUUGGACGAAACCUGUGGCGGUGUGGGCGCCAGUGCUGUUCUCGAGCGUAUCCAAAAUAUGCUUGUAACAAACCCAACUCCGUGGUUGGACGCCUUUGGGCACCUGCUAAUGCGGCUGGAGAGAAUUAUUCCUCAGUCGUGUGAACCCAACCAUGCCGUGCGGCGUCGAGGGCUACUUGUUCUACAUGCAGUCGUUGGACAGAGGCUCCUUCGGCGACCUGUUAGCCGGUGUUUAAAACGCGUCUUCCUCCUCACGCGUGUGGGAAUGGAUGACGUCUUCCCCGAGGUGCGUGUCGAGGCCACAGCUGUGUUGCAAAUGCUCCUUAGUAGCGGCCUCUACCCCACUGACCACAUUUUAAAUGCGAUUGCCAUGAGUUUAGAUACCUGGUUGGCUGAGGACAGUGGGCACAGCAGCAGCGGUUGGCUGACGUUACUAGAAUCCGUAGAACAUCUGUUUGCUCGACUUGGAAGAGACAUCGUCUUUGUUCAGGACCCUACAAACGGAUAUGUGGCACCGCAGGAUUCUGCUGCUUUGGCGGUUGUCACUGAACCUGUGUUUCGCCGUCUGUGUGGUGUGGUGAUUCGGGCGUUGCAUCACGCUGCGUCCGAGGUUCGACUUACCGCAGUCCUCGUGUUUGUCGCUGUAUGGACGAGCCUUGACACUGCCGCCCUCCCCUACAUGGUGGGCCUAACAGCCAGUCAGCGUAAACUUGUUUCGCUCUACUACAAUAAGUUGGCGGCUGAGCGUGUGUCAGGGCUGCACGGCACUAUGCAGCAGCGCGACUUGGCGCGUGAGAUGCGUGUCAUGGGGCUACCGGAGGCGGACUGCCUUUAG
Messenger RNA from Trypanosoma conorhini, 2901 nucleotides. RefSeq names its product putative CLIP-associating protein 1-like. The coding region runs from base 1 to 2901 and encodes 966 amino acids. Gene Ontology annotation, biological process: microtubule cytoskeleton organization. The transcript has a single exon. Gene Ontology annotation, molecular function: microtubule binding. NCBI's taxonomy places the organism in Eukaryota, Euglenozoa, Kinetoplastea, Trypanosomatida, Trypanosomatidae. Gene Ontology annotation, cellular component: cytoplasmic microtubule. The record is from RefSeq and is a predicted model, not a curated record.